AUUUUCAUAUCUAGCAUAAGGGUUAGAAAACUUACCGAAGAAAAGCAAUGUCCAUGGCGGGAACGGAAAGGGAUCAUCCACAGAAGCAACUCUUGAGCCUCAUCCGCAAUUUUGCCUCCGAGAAAUCUCAAGGAGAACGAAGGGUAGUUACUCUGAGAAAGCAAAUCGAGAAGCUCACUUCUGAUUUGAGCGUUGUUAACGUGGAGCUUGAAGAUGCUAAGCGAUGCAAAGAACUCACUGAGCAGGAGAUUAUAGGUUUUGAAGUUCAAUUUUCCAUGAGUGAAGCUUCAGCUCAAACGCUCGAGGCAAGGAUAUCUCGAAUUCAAUAUGAAAUCUCUGCUCUGAGAUCUGAAGUGGAAACUCUCAAGAUGGAAGAAGCAGCUUUACGUGAGCAAUUCAUCCACAGCAUGCUUGAUCUGAAUGCCAAGAUAAGGAGAUUUCAUGAGAGCAUCAUUAAUUGUGAUAUUGAAGCAGUAGAUUGUGAAGCUUAUACAGAUGCACCACAAGUGAAUAUGAAAGAGAAUGAGAAUGAUGAUGAAAUUGUUGCUCUUGAAAGUAUGCUUUCGGAUAUACUAUCUCAAACAACUAAAGAGGAUGAGGAAUACCGAGCAGAAAUCGAAACUCAUGAGAAAGUAAGUUGAGAAUCACCUGUUGGAAAAUCCAGGUUCCUUCCUUAUCAAUAUCAUGUCUUUAUUUACUGCUAUUUCACGGUUUCUUAAGGU
Arachis ipaensis is the source of this 722-nucleotide messenger RNA. The record is from RefSeq and is a predicted model, not a curated record. NCBI's taxonomy places the organism in Eukaryota, Viridiplantae, Streptophyta, Magnoliopsida, Fabales, Fabaceae.